Molecule: messenger RNA, 951 nt
Organism: Tachysurus vachellii
Lineage: Eukaryota; Metazoa; Chordata; Actinopteri; Siluriformes; Bagridae
Product: ring-infected erythrocyte surface antigen-like
Exons: 5
Coding region: 1-951 (316 amino acids)
Source: RefSeq, a predicted model, not a curated record
AUGGCUUCCUGUCCUGAAACACAGGGGAAAAAAGUGAGACAGAGUUUCCUGAGUGAGAAGAAGGAAGUGACAUCGUGCACCGCCGCCAGGAGCAGGCUGGAGGAUAAACAGAUGCCGCAGCCCGAGGUGGAGUGGAGAUUUCUUUUCUUGUCCGUCGGGACGGAUGAAAGCGUGCAGGACGAGAGCCAAAGCAAUAAAGAGUAUCCUCGCCUGGAGUCGCCUUCACCCAAAGAGACCGAGGACGAAUUGAAUGUGUUUAAUGUAGGGCUCAGGGUUCCAGGGAAACAUACAGUACAGAAAAUUGUCCAGGAGAACAUCCAGGGUAACAUACAGAGUAUUGGACAGGAGAACAUCCAGGGAAACAUCCAGUCUAAUGUCCUGGAGGGUGUACAGAGGAACAUCCAGUUUAAUGUCCAGCAAAAGAUCCAGAGGGACAUCCAGGGAAACAUACAGAGAAUUGUCCAGGAGAACAUCAAGGGGAACAUCCAGAGUAUUGGCCAGGAAAACAUAGAGGGGAACAUCCAGAGUAUUGGCCAGGAGAACAUAAAUGGAAAAAUCCAGAGUAUUGGCCAGGAGAACAUCCAAGGGAACAUCCAUAGUAUUGGCCAGGAGAACAUUCAGGAGAACAUUCAGGAAAACAUACAGAGAAUUGUCCAGGAGAACAUCCAGGGGAACAUUAAGGGAAGCAUCCUGUCUAAUGUCCUGGAGAGUGUCAAGAGGAACAUCCAGAGUAUUGUCCAGGAGAAGAUCCAGAAGAACAUCCAGGGAAUCAUACAGAGAAACGUCCAAAUUGUGUCCAGAAGUAUCGAGAGAGUGAAAAAAAAACACACCUUCAUUUAUGAUUCCCAGGACUUGGGAGUGCAAAAGUAUUCACACCCUUACAUCAAAAUAAAGGCGCCAACACAUGAGUUUGGAUUUAAAGACAUUCCUCAACUAAUACAAAGGCAAUAA